Melospiza georgiana is the source of this 2290-nucleotide messenger RNA. RefSeq names its product calpain 13 (gene CAPN13). Gene Ontology annotation, biological process: proteolysis. The record is from RefSeq and is a predicted model, not a curated record. The transcript is spliced from 21 exons. Gene Ontology annotation, molecular function: calcium ion binding; calcium-dependent cysteine-type endopeptidase activity. Gene Ontology annotation, cellular component: cytoplasm. The coding region runs from base 1 to 2019 and encodes 672 amino acids. Lineage: Eukaryota; Metazoa; Chordata; Aves; Passeriformes; Passerellidae.
AUGCUGGCCCCCAGCUCUGCUCCAAUGCCAGAGCAGGGCUGGCAAACCUCAGGAGCCACAGGAAGCCCCCAGAACCUGAGGAAAUUCAAGAGCCAGGACUUCAGAGAGCUGAGAGCCUCGUGCCUGAGCCAAGGGCUGCUCUUUGAGGAUUCCACCUUCCCUGCCCACGUCAGCUCCAUCGGUCCCAGCCUGCUCCCACAGGAGAAGCUCUGGCGGAUCCAGUGGAAGAGGCCCACGGAACUUCAGAGAAAUCCUCAUCUGAUCACGGAUGGAGUUAGCAGAUUUGACAUCAUGCAAGGAGAAAUAGGUGACUGCUGGAUGCUGGCUGCCCUGGGCUCCCUGACGCUGCGAAAACAAUUUUUGGAAAAUGUUUUGCCCAAGGACCAAGGAUUCCAGGAGGAUUAUGCUGGGAUUUUCCAUUUCCGGUUCUGGCAGUAUGGAGAAUGGGUGGAUGUAGUGAUAGAUGACCGGCUGCCAUUCCUAAAUGGAAGAUACCUGUCUGUACACCCCCGAACUUCAAAUGAAUUCUGGCCAUCCUUGCUGGAAAAAGCAUAUGCCAAGCUGCAGGGCUCCUACCAGAACCUGAAUGGAGGCUACCUCUCAGAUGCUUUAGUAGACCUCACAGGUGGAGUCCAGGUGCAGUUUUCAUUGAAGGAGCCACCUUCUGAUCUGGAGGAGAUCCUGAGAGCAGCUGACAGGUCUCGGUGUCUCAUGGGCUGCAGCACCUCGGGCCAGUCAAGCAGGAACAUAGAGCUGAGGAAUGGGAUUGUGCAGGGCCAUGCCUACACCGUCACAGGAGCUGUGAAGGUCCCCUACAAGAAUGCCUGGAAGCAUAUCAUCAGGAUCUGGAAUCCAUGGGGCCAUGGGGAGUGGAAGGGGCCCUGGAGUGAUAACUCUCCUCAGUGGGACCGUGUUGAGCCUAAAUACAGAGAAGCCCUCCUCAGAAAUAAGGAUGAUGGAGAAUUCUGGAUGUGCUGUAAGGACUUCCAGGAGCAGUUUUCAUGGCUGUACAUAUGUAACAACACGCCAACAUUCCUGGACUUUGGAGAUGAGCGCGGCACAGCAGCGUGGUCUCUGACCAGCUACACCAACCUGUGGAGCCCAGGCCUUCCCUCCAGGAGGAGCCGCUAUUCCCGGGGUGCAGCUUCUACAAACCCUCAGUAUUUUUUCAAAGUGCUAGAUCACAACCCAAAAACCUGUAAUGUAGCCAUUUCACUCAUGCAAAAACCCGCUGAGCAUGUGCAGGAUGAAAGAAACCUGGGGAUUGGCUUUUUCAUCACCACGGAGAACUCCAGAGUUCUGAAGCAAACCUUUCUCCAGGCUCGAGAUGUGACCAGCUGCCUGAUGCUGAGCCCAGGGACCUACGCCGUGGUUCCUGCUGCAGCAGAGGACCAGGAAUUCCAAUUUCUCCUAAGGAUUUUCAUAAAGAAUCAGGACUACCAUGAGAAUUCAAGCUCCCUGACCAGCCCAGAGCUGCCAAUGGAUGUACCAAGACAGAACCAGAAUAGCUCCUAUAAGGCUCUUUUCCUAAGACAUGCUAAGCAGGGCUCAACUAUCGAUGCCUCGCAGCUGCAACAACUCCUUAAUGAAGUGAUCUCCCAAGAUGAAAUGACCAGCCUGGGAGGGAGAUUCAGCUUUGAUUCAUGCAGAGGCAUUUUAGCUCUGAUGGAUCUCAACUCGAACGGGAGGCUCACCCUGCAGGAGUUCGGGAGCCUCUGGAGGAGCCUCACUAAGUACAGGGAGAUCUUCUUCAGGGAAGACAGGAACCGUUCUGGAUUUCUUGAUGUUGCUGAACUGGAGAAUGCCAUACAGGCAGCAGGUCUGUCCGUGGACGUGGUGCUGCUGCGGCUGCUGACGCUGCGCUACGGCGAUGGCGCCGGCAGGGUUGGGUUCCGCGACUUCGUGUGCUGCAUGCUGCGCCUCGACACCAUGAGCCAUGCAUUCCAAAACUUAGCAGAGGGCGGAUCACAAAUUUCAAUGACAGCAAUGGAGUGGCUGACCCUUGUCAUGUACACCUAGAGGGAUGACAGAGGUCAUGGUGACUUUUCUUCCUCCUCAGCAGAGCAGUGCCAAAGGCCAUCCCAUAAAAAAUCCAUCCAUAGAAUUCUUGAAAAACCACAGUGAAGGAGUGGAGCCAGGUGUCCUCGUGCUUGGUGGUACUCCAGGCUGCUGGGGUGAAGAGUCCUUUCCAGGCAACCUGGAGGUGCUUGGAGAGGGAAGAAUUGCUAAUGGAAGCACUCCAUGGGCAAACUGGAAGUACUUAAUGGUCUGGGCAAGCUGGAAGUGUUGA